UGCCCCUUGUUAGACUUCUGAACGCAAAAUAGCGUUGUAUUUCACUUUAGAUGCUGUCAUGCUAAACAUAAGCAGAAACGAGUCCACCUGAUAGCCGCACUCGCAGCACAUAAAAAGUGCCUUCCACGCUGCGUGAAGUUGUCGUUUGGGUGCUGGUUUUUUCUUUCCUGACAACAAACGCGAAGGAAGGAAAGAAGAAAACAAGAAAAGCAGAGAGAAAAGGCAGAAGGCCCGCCCCCGUUUUCAGCCCCGCCCUCUCCCGGUCUCGGCAGCGGCGGCGGCGUUUGGAGAGCUGGCGGUGCUGGUGCGGCGGUGCCUCGCCCUUUGCGCGCGCUCAGCGGCCGCCUUUUUGCAAGCGAGGCGCAGCGGCUCGGGGUGCUGCCGCCGCGACGCCUUUCCGCUCACUCUCGCAGAAGCAGCGGGACGAGGAGGAGAAUGCUCCCGGUGGUCGUGCAGCUGCUCCGGGGCGGCAGGGGAGGGAGAUGGCAGCUGCCGCUGCCGCCGCCGCCGCAACAGCAGCCCUUGACGCUCCUCGUCCCUCGUCCACCAACCGGCGGAGGGCAAAGUCAAGGCGGCUCUUUUCUCCAGACGGACCAGCUGCAGAUGCUGUGUCUGAGGCCAACUGGAAUCCCAAGACACCACCAAAGAGCCCUUUAUAGCACACUAGUGCCAUCUGAUGAAAUAACUAUUAAUUAUAAGCAUGGACUACCUGUGAUAACCCUUACAUUACCCUCCAGAAAGGAACGCUGCCAGUUCACCAUCAAGCCAAUGCUAAUGACUGUGGGAGCUUUCCUGCAGGACAUACAGAGAGAAGAUAAAGCCAUUGAAAAGGUAGAAGUCUUCACACCAGAUGGCAGCGCAAUCUCAGCUUCAACUCUGAUGGAAGUUUUGCUGAUGAAUGACUUUAAACUUGUCAUCAAUGGUGCAGAAUACAGCAUAAAUCCUCCGCUGAAAGAUAAAAUAAGCACAGAGCAUGCUACAGAAAUGGAUGACAUCAAGUCCAUGGUGUACAGAUUAUUUACAGCCCUUCAUUUAGAAGACCAUCAGAUAACCAGAGAGAGAGAACUAAUGCAAAAAAUAGAACUCUUGAAAGAAGAACUUCUGCCUCUAGAGCAGAUGAAGGCUGGAAUUUCAGCACAUGUUGAUGCUAAGACUUCUCGUCUCUUAUGGAUUGGCUUAGCCUUAAUGUCAGCUCAAGGUGGAGCCCUGGCUUGGCUAACGUGGUGGGUCUAUUCAUGGGAUAUAAUGGAGCCCGUUACUUACUUCAUCACCUAUGGAAGUGCCAUGGCAUUCUAUGCGUACUUUGUGCUUACUAAACAGGAUUAUGUUUACCCAGAUGCUCGGGACAGGCAGUUCCUCCACUACUUUCACCGGAAAGCCAAAACCCAGAGCUUCAGUGUGGAUCAGUAUAACAAACUAAAAGAAGAUCUUGCAGAGGUGGAAGAAUCCUUGAAACGGCUCAGGAACCCCCUGCAAUUGCGCCUACCAGUCCAAGAAAUAAGUGGCAAACAUUAACUUUUGAUAUACUAUAUGUAUUAGCCUUGUUCAAUUGCCUCAGAAGUUUAGAAACUGCUUAUUUUGGACCAACAUAGGAGGUGUUUUAUUGUUUGUUUUAAAGGGGUUGGGAAACCUACAAAAAUGCCUGACGGAAACCUAUUUCUGAUAACUGGGAUUUCUUUUUCAUAAUUUACAGAAAUUAUGUAGGACUCUCUAUGUAUAUAACUUCUUAACAUGGUUCAAAAUAAAAGAUGUACAAACAGCAGCUAACCUUGGAUUAUUAAUCUGUCCUUGAUGAAGUAAGAGACAAUAAAUGCAAUUUUUUUUAAAAAGUU
Molecule: messenger RNA, 1832 nt
Organism: Hemicordylus capensis (graceful crag lizard)
Lineage: Eukaryota; Metazoa; Chordata; Lepidosauria; Squamata; Cordylidae
Gene: MCUB
Product: mitochondrial calcium uniporter dominant negative subunit beta
Exons: 8
Coding region: 436-1515 (359 amino acids)
Biological process (GO): mitochondrial calcium ion homeostasis; calcium import into the mitochondrion
Cellular component (GO): uniplex complex; mitochondrial inner membrane
Molecular function (GO): calcium channel inhibitor activity
Source: RefSeq, a predicted model, not a curated record